Thlaspi arvense is the source of this 2126-nucleotide messenger RNA. The record is from the annotation of a GenBank genome assembly. NCBI's taxonomy places the organism in Eukaryota, Viridiplantae, Streptophyta, Magnoliopsida, Brassicales, Brassicaceae.
AAAAAAGUUCACAUCGUGUGGGACAUGUACCAGACUACUCCACCUUUAAACUCAACCCCUCAUUGCCUCAUAAAACCAAAAUGUAGUCUCCCUUUAUAUAACCACUUCUCGAAAACUGAAACCUUUGAAGCGAGAACAACAUAGUUCGAUAAACAUUCUUUUUGUAAGAGAGACUUGGCAACUAGUUUUUACUCAAAAGUAAACGUUUCUUCUCGUUCAUGGUGAUAACUAUAGAGUGAUAACAUGAUGAAAAGUUUGGAUAAUGCGGUUGGAGGAAAGACAGCAAGGGCUUGUGACAGCUGCGUGAAGAGGCGAGCACGUUGGUACUGCGCAGCUGAUGAUGCUUUCCUUUGCCAUUCUUGUGACGGUUCGGUCCACUCAGCGAACCCUCUUGCCCGUAGACACGAGAGGGUUCGUCUGAAAUCGGCUAGCACCGGAAAGCAUGGCAACGCCUCCUCCUCCCCACCUCACCGAGCCACAUGGCAUCAGGGGUUUACACGUAAAGCUCGGACUCCACGUGGAGGCAAGAAGAGUCACACGAUGGUUUUCCAUGACCUUGUGCCGGUGAUGAGCUCAGAGGAUCAGAGCUACGAGGUCGAAGAUCAGCUCAUCUUUCAGGUGCCUGUCUUGGAGCAAUGCUUAAACGAAUCCGUGGAGACAAAAAUAGAGUUUCCGAUGUUGCCUGUAUGUUUCAAAAACAGCGAUGAAGAAGAUGACAACGCUGAGAGUUGUCUAAAUGGUUUAUUCCCGACCGACAUGGAACUGGCUCAGUUCACAGCUGAUGUGGAGACUCUCCUCGGAGGAGGGACAAAUGAAGAAUUUCAUGGCGUGGAAGAGUUCGGGUUAGGUGAGAUGUUAAAGAUUGAGAAAGAGGAAGAGGAAGAAGUUGCGACAACAGAAGUGUGUGACCUAGAUAACGCUGAUGAGACUUCUCCAUUGGAAAUAAGCUUUGACUAUGAGAGCACACACAAGAUGGCUUUCGAGGAAGAAGGAGAAGAAGAAGAAAAAGAAGACGCAGCUAAGGAUGUGAUGGGCGUGGGAGUGAAUGAAGUGAGUGAUAGGAUUAAGGAAGAGAAGAAGGAGAAGGUUCUUAUGCUUAGAUUGGACUACCAAGCGGUGAUUUCCACAUGGGGUUGCCAAGGAACACCAUGGACCGCCCUCGAGCCACCUGAAAUAGAUCUCGACAUGCUCUGUUUGCCACCCAAUUCCACGGGUGAAACACGGGGAGAGUCUCAUCAUCACAACCACUUUCAUGGCCUAAGGUUACACAUGGGAGAGGCUGGGGAUGGAGGAAGAGAAGCUAGGGUUUCAAGAUACCGAGAGAAAAGGAGGACAAGGUUGUUCUCCAAAAAGAUAAGGUAUGAGGUACGUAAAUUGAAUGCUGAGAAAAGGCCUCGAAUGAAAGGAAGAUUCGUGAAGCGAUGUUCGAUUGCUGCUGCUCACUAAGAUGAUCGUAAUUAACUAUAUAUAUAUCAUUUUACUAUGCUCCCUUACUACUACUUUGUUGCUAAAAUUUUGGUGAUUGUUAGCUUUCUUUUUCGGCAAUGUUAGAAAUUUUUGCACGUUUUGUGAGCUAUACAUAUGUAAAUAUAGAUAUAUAUCACCAAAACUUUGACUAUAUUGUAAGGACUUAUUUAUAUAUUUGAUAAAACGUGAAUUUUGACUCCUAGUAAGCUAGUAACCAAAAUAAACAUAUGGAUUGUCACAAUUAUACUUCUAAAUCUCAGACCAAAUGAUAAUAUGUUGGUUUGUAAUUGUAUUGCGUAAUUCAUGCGAUAUUGUUAGAGAUGAGAUUCGUACCAUCUCUACAAGCCCGAUAUGAAUUUUGGUCAGCCCAUUUUACAAGUUUCAGGUCGGCUAAACAAAUGGAAACUUUUCAUUUAUCGAGCAAACCCGGGAAAAAGGAAGUUCCUUCUUGUUGGCAAGAAGACUUUCCUAUUCUAAAUACACAUCGAAAACCGACCUGAUCAGCUAUAAAUAUGGAAAGCCCUCGACUUCUUAGAACAUCCAAAAAUCAUCUAUCGAGACCUAGGGCAAACUAAACAAUCUGACUGUUCUAGCUUUCGAUUAUAAAAGUUUAGGUCGGCGUUCUUAUUCCGACGAUCUAAACCUCCGUGUAUUCAUUC